Molecule: messenger RNA, 1994 nt
Organism: Heterocephalus glaber (naked mole-rat)
Lineage: Eukaryota; Metazoa; Chordata; Mammalia; Rodentia; Bathyergidae
Gene: Plekhb1
Product: pleckstrin homology domain containing B1
Biological process (GO): regulation of cell differentiation
Cellular component (GO): membrane
Source: RefSeq, a predicted model, not a curated record
CCUAGGGCAGCUAGGCCCGGGGCGCUGCCUGGGGAAUGAAAUGCCCUAGGCUCUCUGGGGCACGAAGCGCAGGCGCGCACAAAGGGUUGGGUGGCAGCUGCAUCGGGUAGCAGGGCGUUUUGGCAGCACCAUCCGCAACAGGUGUAGACAGGUCCCGCCUGCUUCCACCCUGGAAAGUCCUUUUGAAGAAAUGGCCCUGGUGAGGGGCGGCUGGCUGUGGAGACAGAGCUCCAUCCUCCGCCGCUGGAAGCGGAACUGGUUCGCCCUGUGGCUGGAUGGAACUCUGGGCUACUACCAUGAUGAGACGGCACAGGAUGAGGAAGACCGCGUGCUCAUCCACUUCAAUGUCCGUGACAUAAAAGUCGGCCAGGAGUGUCAUGAUGUGCAGCCCCCAGAGGGUCGGAGCCGUGAUGGCCUGCUGACUGUGAACCUAAGGGAGGGUUCCAAACUGUUCCUGUGCGCAGAGACCCGGGAUGAUGCUGUAGCAUGGAAGACAGCGCUGCUGGAGGCAAAUGCCACCCCGGCCCCAGCUGGAGCCACCAUCCCACCCAGGAGCCGCCGGGUUUGCCCCAAGGUCAGGUGUGUGACCCGCUCAUGGAGCCCCUGUAAAGUUGAGAGGCGGAUCUGGGUGCGAGUCUACAGCCCAUACCAGGACUACUACGAGGUGGUGCCCCCCAAUGCACAUGAGGCUACAUACGUCCGCAGCUACUACGGGCCGCCCUAUGCAGGUCCCGGCGUGACUCACGUGAUAGUGCGGGAGGACCCCUGCUACAGCUCGGGCGCCCCGCUGGCCAUGGGCAUGCUGGCCGGGGCUGCCACUGGCGCUGCGCUGGGUUCACUCAUGUGGUCACCCUGCUGGUUCUGAACCUUGGGUCUCCGAGCUCCAGUCCCUGCGCGUAAACUACUAGCCCCCUUUUCCUCUUGGACCCCACCAUCACUCCCUAUAUCGUUUGACCCUCUCCUCUCUAUUAGCCCCUUCUGGGCCUGAACCAUCUCUCCCUUUCUUUCCUACUCGCCUCUCCCAACUCCUGAAGAAGCUGACAUCUCAGGCACGAACAUGGCUAGAAAUCCUCCUGUCUACUGCCAGACAACCCAGAAAUCCCUUAUAGACACGUAUGACUAUAUUUCCUCCAAACACACCAAGAGAUGGCAAACAACUCCAUUUGGCUUCAAAUUCCCCGGGCGCUGGUGUGACAACAUGAAUAGGGCUCCCUGUUCUCUCCUGGGGGAAUGCCAGGCCUGAUGGGGGAAACAGGAGUAAACAAACACUAGACAAAGCUGCAGAGUUAUCUGUCCUUUGACAAGGACGCCUAGGGGAAGGGAGCAAGGGAGGUAAGCUGGGAGUGCUGUUGUUGGCAUGUCCAAAGAAUUAAGGGGGAGCCCAUUUGGGCUCGGGUGGGGUCAAAUCAUGGUGAGCUGCAGGCUGAGGCACCUGCCCGGUAAAGGGGAGAUGUGAGCUUUUCAUAGAGGGAAGUUUCAUGACUGCACCUAUAAUGAGGAUUUUGUCCAUUUUGUUAGUACUGAUGCAUACCCUGACCUAAAACACCCUGAGUUUAGUUCCUUCCUUCCCACUAGCAGUUUCCUAGGCCCCUGUUCCCCCUGACAACAAUUGAAUUUAACAAGGAGGCUUCUGGUUGGGGAACAGGUGAGCUCUGUUUGGAAUCUCCAGCCUUAGGAAGUUGCCUCCAUCAGGAAAUGCCUUUCUGAUCUGCUGUGAUUUUCACCAUCUAGGGCUUUGUCUCUUCCUUAAUUCUGGGGGAGAUGGCAGUGUUCCCUUCUGGGACCUGACCCAAUUCUGUACCAGCCUGGGAAGCCCCCAUGCCAUGUGUCUGCCUGCAGGUGGCCCUUCCAAUCUCUUCCCCAAUCCUGUCCCAGUCACCAGUAGAAAUGCUAACUUACUUGCCCAGUGCCUGGUGUAGUCCACUAAAAUUCCCCUGUUGACAGGGACUCUAUUGGCUCAGCUGCAGAGAUUAAUAAAGAUGUGAUUGAGUCUA